This is a messenger RNA of Acaulospora colombiana, 344 nucleotides long. Lineage: Eukaryota; Fungi; Glomeromycota; Glomeromycetes; Diversisporales; Acaulosporaceae. The record is from the annotation of a GenBank genome assembly.
AAGCCGAGACGCUUCGUCUCGGUCUGAUUCGAGAAGAAGGACGGCUCAAGUCGUGGGCUCGUAGCUGGGGUAUUCCAAUAGAGGCAGCUGCAAACUCGUUGUACGCCAAAGAGGCCGUCGGGACAAAGCUUUUGAUCGAUGAAGCGGAGGACGCGUGUAUCGACCUAGUAGAAAUAGAGGCAACUCUAAAGAACAUGUGGGAGCUAUUGUCGCAAGGCAAGGCGAUACAAGAAGCUCAACUAGGGCAAUCAUACAAAGACCAUAACGAUGGUCUGGAUCGAAUUCGACCACGAAGCGCCCCAUAUUCCUUGCGCUCUACUAAAGCCGCUGUCGCUUGCGAGGUG